CGGUCUACUAUCUAUACUUUAAUGUUGUUCAUCUGCAACUGAUUCAAGUAAAUGAAAGUUGCAUACCUUUGCACUGCUUGGGCACAUGUUGAAUUUGGAUGAAUUGGUGAAUAAAUGUGAAGUGUGAUGGAGUGAGAGGAUUAUAUAUUUUGACAUUUAUUAAAAAAAAUCAUUAACUUGAAUAUACUUUUAAUUAUCAUAAUACUAUUAAUUUACUUCUAUAUGAAUAUAAUCCAAUGACAUUACUCCAAUGCCUAUACAAAUCUAAAGAUGUGUGAUGAACCAGAUGCUGAAACUUUGCAAGAAUUGGAAUCAAGACUCUAUAGCCAAAUUUAUCAUUCAACUGCUAAGGAGGAGCCAUUAUGUCCUGUACCAAUAACAGGUUUGAGCAAACCAGCAAGCAGGCCAAGAUAUUAUGAUCCAAAUAAGAAAUCAGUUUAUAGCCCUUACUCAUUUACAAGAAAUGAUAAUAAUGAAGGUGAACAAGCUAUAUUUGAAGGAGAAACACCAUUAAACAAUAUCAUGCCAUGUAAUGCUUAUCCUAUAAUGUUGCCACCAAGCAUUCAAAAAAAUGCUGUCAACAAGAAAAAUGCAGCAAAAAAGGUGCGACAGGCAGAGAAGGCUUUUAUUAGGGCAGCUUCAAAAAAUGCAGAAAUAUUUCGCACAAUGACCCAAGAGCAACGAAAGAAAGUUCUCAAGUAUCAAAAGAAGCAAAAAUACCUUCAAAAACGCAAGCAGAAAAAGAAGCAGCUUGCACAACAAAAAUUGAUUGAUAAAUACAAUGGUAGUAUUUCAAAGGAAUCUGUUAUUUGCAUAUUUACAUCAUCAGAUGAAGGAGGUUGUGAAAUUGUUGAACAGAAGAUUGAUACAAUUGAUUUAGUUUCAGACAAUAAAAAUAUAGUGAAAAUCGAAAAAGAUGUGGAUCUCAAGAGUAAUUUGCAAGUUGCUUUGCAGAAUGAACACAUUGAAGGUGACUCUGAUGAUGAUGAUGUGAUUUUUGUAGAAGACAAAAAGCCUGAGACUGUUGUAAUUGAUUUGGAGCCUUCUGAUACAGAUAUGAUGAAGCCCCCACAGCCAAAUUUGUCUCUUAUUGGAACACCUGAAUCGACUAUGGACUUCUUAGAUAAUCUAAGUGAGACAAACCAGGGCAAGUUUAACCAGUCAAUUGUAGAUGGUAUUGAUUUAAACACACCUACUAAAGGACCAAUUGGUACAGUUUCUUCUGUUGUGGAUAAUUGCGGAAGCGAGAGCAGUUGCAGCGCAAUUGACAUUACAGCAUCGUUGCAGAAGAAUAGCUUCAAAGAUAUUACUAUGGAGAGCAACCUGUUCUCUGAACACAAUCUGGAAUCGUUUGCGAAUUUUAUUACCCCCAAAAGGAAUUCCACUGUUAAAGCCAAGAAAUCCUCGGUGACUAAACUAGAUUUCAACGAGACAUUAUCUCAAUCGCCCUGCAAAACUGCAUCAGACACGAGUUCCGAAAGUGAAUACAAUGAUAGCAAGGUGGCUAUUCUGGAAAGCAACAAACGGAAAUUACCAGAUUUAUCUUAUUUCGAGGAUAGUAAUGACGACGUAGUUCUAGUUAAUUCAAAAGACGGCAAAGAAGAACCAAGUACCGUAAAUAGUAAUAAUAACAAUAAUGUUCGAGAGUCACCUGGCAGGAUCAAAAAGAGGAAGAAAUCUGAGAGCAGUGAUAUUAUUUUGAAUGCAUUCACUGUUGAAGAUCUAGGAUUGAAUAAAAACAAUAGUGUCAAAGAAAGAAAAUCAUGUGAAUUACAUGCAAGGCACAAAGGGAAUAUUUUGGAAAAUUUAAAUAACGUUUGGACAAAUAAUUUCAAUAUGGAUCACGAACUUAAUGUUAUGUCUGACAACUCGACCAACUGGAGAAUAAUUCAUGCGGACCGUCUACGGAUUAAAAGAAAGAGAUCAUUUGGACCAAGGUGUGAUAGAUGUGGUGAUAAUGGACAUGAUAAGUUUAGAUGUCCCAAUAGAUUGGGUAAAGCCCGUUGUUCUUUGUGCGCCAGCUGUAACCACUUUGAGCCAAGAUGUCCAUACAAGUUAUGUUCAGGGUGUGGAAAUAGCUCUCAUUUCGAAACUAAUUUUUGUUCUAAAUGUGCAAAUUAUAAGCACCACAUUUGCCGAAUAUGCCAAAUGAAAGGUCACAAAGAACAAAUGUGUCCAGAUACUUGGAGACGUUACCAUUUGACGACGGAAGAUGGACCGCCAGUUAAAUGCAAAAAUAUUUUGACUAGGGAACCAAAGGAUCGUUGGUGCUCGGGUUGUGGCAAUUCAGGACAUUACGAGUUCGACUGUGGAUGGAAUCGAUCCAUGUCUAAAAACGUGCCGUUCAUCAUGAACUACAAGGAUAUAUACAGGUCGACAAAGUCUACGAAAAAGUCGCCCAUAUCAAAGGAGAGACAGGAGAAGGAACAGCCACACAUAACUAGUACUCCAGUAACUAUUACCUCAACCAGUGAUGCAACCAACACUCAGGAAUACGAUACUCCUCUAAAUAAAAUGAAGACUGAUGGAAAUUCUUCUUUAACUUUAGUACUUAAUCCGUUUUCUGCAGUGCAGCAAAACUGUACUAAAUUUAUUAAGCUGCUGCAUUCGACGAGCAUGCAUUUUGCUUCCAAUGAUGGGAAAGCGUACAUUAAAUCCUUAGAAAGAGAUUUGGAAGUGAGCAUUAGUCUGGUGACUCAGGGUAUAUGUUCUAUUCAAAUUGCUGGCGAAAGACCAAAAGUGAAUGAUGCCGCCAUUAGAAUUAAUGAUUACAUUGUUAAUCCUAUAGGCGAGAAAAAUCAAGAGGACAUUGUUCUUGCAAAUAAGUUAUUAACAUAUAUGCAGUGGACCAGGCGCAUAGAGGAUCUUAAACAAUUACUAAACAAAGUGUUCAGCCAGGAAUCAACUGCGGACGAUGUCAUCUUAUUAAAUGCGAUUUUAUUCGGGACGUUAUUUCCUAAUGAGAAUAUCCGGACCCAACAAUUGCGCACUUUGAAGCAGUACGAGGACCGAUUCCAGAAGUCUUACAUAAUGAACCACGAUGAGCGGGUGCAGCUGACAAUAACUAUGGUAAACUUUUUCUACAAGAAAUUGACGUAUGACGAGUAUUCGCAGAUUCUAAUGAACAGUUUUGAAACUGUCUCGGAGUGUCUAUAUUUAUCACUGAGAGUUGGUACAUACUUGAACAGCCCAGAAUGCACGUUCUUCAAGAAGUAUCCAUUGGUGAAUGCCAAAAUUCAUUUUUCAAACGUUGGUCCCGAGAAGUGCGCUUUCGCCAUAAUAAUUGGACCGCUGUCCGCUGUAACCGAAUUAAAAAAUUCUAUGGAAGAGUUCUUAAACAUAGCGACGGUAUUUCCGGGCACAGAUCAAAAAAUAAAAAAUAAACUUACAGAGUUCUUCUCAGAUGUGGUGACAGAUUGCUUGAAGAUUGACUGUGGACAACUGUACCAAGAAAUACAAAAGUUGGAGCAAAGGAAGACUGGUAAGAGGGGCAAACAUAAAUUGUCGUUGAUCUUCCGGAAGUUCCAUUGCGUGCUAUUCAUGCUUUACAAAUGCAAAGAGGGAGAGGAAUACGUGAAAAUCUUAACUGACCGUAAUGGUGAUUUAAAUAAUAGAGAUGGUAGAACGCCACAGAAUAUCCUUUAUAAAGUAUGCGAAGCCUACCAUUUUGUCAACGGUACGAGUAGGAAGGAUAUUAAUUACUCUGCUAUUCUGAACAGUAUCAGAGAGGAUGAGCAAAAGGUUAAACCUUUGGAAUACAUGCUUAUCAGGGACCGAAUGGCGGAGCUCCUCAAGAUAUGUAACGAAAAGAAGUUCGAGUUUGAAAGUAGGCUGCUUUCGGCGCUGAUGAGUUUCCUCCAAUCCGUUCCUUACGCGAGCCCUCCGCCCCAUAGAGUCGCACUAGUGCUAAAGCAGAUCGAGAAUUAUGUUAAUGCGUCAACAUAACACUUGAUUAUAUAUUAUGCCUGUAUUUUGUUAAUAAAAUAAACCUUUAAGUUAUUUAUACAAUUGUAAAUCGAAAUUAUUACCUUUAUUUUUUUGAUCGAAAGUGUUUUGUUAAUUUAGUCUUACCAAGGAAUCGCAGUCAGGAUAGUAGGGUUAUUAUGAAAUUAAAUAACCAUUGGCGCGAGAAUUUGGUGUGAAUUAUUGAAAAUUAAUUAUAGUGCCUCCCCAAUUUCAACCUUUUUUUUGUAAAUGGAUUUUUGUACGAAU
Nicrophorus vespilloides is the source of this 4212-nucleotide messenger RNA. RefSeq lists its product as uncharacterized. The coding region runs from base 271 to 3945 and encodes 1224 amino acids. The transcript has 5 exons. Gene Ontology annotation, molecular function: nucleic acid binding; zinc ion binding. Lineage: Eukaryota; Metazoa; Arthropoda; Insecta; Coleoptera; Silphidae. The record is from RefSeq and is a predicted model, not a curated record.